AUGAUAGGAUUAAUUAGCCUAUACCUUAUUGAUAUUGAAUUUAUUAAAAGGAAACAUAAUAAAAACAAAAAAUAUUCUUUAAUUCAUUAUAAUUAAUUAAUAAUUUUGUUAAUUUAAUUAAAUUAAUAGGGAAAAGAAUAAUUAAUUAAAGCUUAGAAAAAUAAGGUAGAUCUAAUGGAGUAAAUCAGCUAAAAUUAGUAGCAACUUCAAAUGACAAAGUUAAAGCUACUUCAGCAUAUCCAAAAUAGGUAGAAAAUCAGAUAGAUGUAUGCAGAUAAGGGUAUUUAAAUGCUUCAAAAACAAGAGUUGCUUUUUUCUGAAAUUAAUGAACCUACAUUGAGUAAAAUCUAGAAUAUGGUUUACAAAGAAAUGAAGAGCGAAUUAUCGCAAAAAGGAUAUGAUGAAUUUAGAUUUUUAGGGUAAGGAGCUCAAGGAUUAGUCGUAUUAGCAAAGGAAAAAUCAACUAACAAGAGGUAUGCUAUCAAAGGAAUUAAUAUUAAAGAUUCAAAGGACAAUGUUGAUCAAGUUAUUUUAGGUUAAGUUUAGCAAGAAAUUAAAAUGCUCAAUUAAUGCAAGGGCUCUCCUUAUGUAGUCAAUCUUCUACAUUAGAUAGAGGGAAAUGAUUUUAUUUUCCUAGUUCUCACUGAAUGUUUAGGAACUCUGAAUGAAAUUAUGAAGAAUACCUAAAAUGAAAGAUUGAAUGAGUUAUCAGCUAUUAAAUACGCAAAGGAUAUUGCAGAGGGUCUUUACUUUAUCCACUCUAAGAAAGGCUUAGUUAAUGAUCUGAAGAUGGAUAAUAUCCUAAUUGAUUACAAUGGAAACGCAGUUGUUUCUGACUUUGGAUUAGCUUAUAAUCUCCCCUAAUAAUCUGGAUAUGCUAUUGAUGAAUAUAAAGGAAACAUUUUAUGUCAAGCUCCAGAAUGUUAUGAUUCCUCAAAAUUUGAUACUUACUCUAAGGAAUACAUAAAAUUAGGAAUAGCUGUAAAGAAAUAACCAAGUCAAAGAAGCGAAGCAUGUUCUUUAGGUUAUUUGAUAUACACAAUGAUUUCAGGAUUCUAAGCGAAUUUGGUUUUUAGCAAGCACCAACCUUUGCAAUAUAAUGCAGACUUCUAAAAUUUCAAUUAUGAGAAAUAACUUAGAUACAUAAUUGAUGGAUUGACAAAAUUCAUUCCAAGAGAAAGGUUAAAGGUUAAAGAAGUUUUAAUAAUAUUAAAAGGAAUUGUUUCUUUAGAAUUUGACUUAGACAGCAAAUUUAUUGAAGUAAUCGAUGAUGCAGCAGCUCAGUAACACAUCAGAUAGUUUAGAUAAGACAUUGAAUAUGUUCAAGGUUUGGAGAAUAAGUUUUACCCAAUCAUUAAAAACGAAAAGGAAUUAGCCUAAUAUCUCAAUUCAUAGAUUGAUGCUUAAAAAUAAAAACAUGAGGCAGUUAUUAGUGAGUUAUAAUAAAAAAUAAAGGAAAUGUAACAAAUAAUCGAUGAUUUGUUAAAUCAAUAGGAGAAAUAGGGAAAUUAAAAAUAGAAUAUUUAACCUUUUAUUUCAAAUUAAUAAGCAAAUUCUUAAUAGGUUUUCUAGAAAUAGCCAGAAUUAGGUCAUCAAGAUUAAAUCUAGAAGCAAAAAACAGAAAAAAAAUAAGACAUUCAGAAUUAUUAGCAAAAUCAAGAGCAAAUAAAGAUUGAUUAAUAAGCUAGCAAUUAAUCUACCAAGUAAUUUAUUUAUAUUCAUCAGCUUCUAUGUAUGAAGAAACAAUAAAAUACUUGA
Molecule: messenger RNA, 1758 nt
Organism: Tetrahymena thermophila SB210
Lineage: Eukaryota; Ciliophora; Oligohymenophorea; Hymenostomatida; Tetrahymenidae
Product: kinase domain protein
Exons: 9
Biological process (GO): protein phosphorylation
Molecular function (GO): protein kinase activity; ATP binding
Source: RefSeq, a predicted model, not a curated record